UAUGUCAGAUGCACCACAGGUGGGUAGUGGGACUCUGGGCAUUGUCACUUUGGUUAAGUAUUCUAAGAGGCCAAAUAGAGUUUGUUAUCUGUGACAGAGGACUUUAAUGCAUUAGUGAUGAAAAAACUGCUCACCCCUGACUAUUGUGAUCUCCCAGAAAGUGUAAGGCAAUGCAGUAUUUGAAAUCCAUGGCCCAAAAUGACUCUAGCAGUGGAGAGUCUCUUCCAUGAAGACGACGACCAGAUAGGAGGCUGGGAUGAGCAUGCCACUGCAUCAGAUCUCUGCCAUUCCAUCCCAGGAUGCCACUUCUGCUAGAGUCCACAGAAGUAAGACCAAAGAAAAGGAGAGGGAAGAACAGCAUGAGAAGACUUUGGGACAUUCCAUGAGUCAUUCAAGCAACAUUUCUAAGGCUGGGAGUCCUCCACUGGCGUCAACCUCGGCUCCGGUGUCCACCUUCUCUCGUACUUCCGUCACACCAUCCACUCAGGACAUCUGCAGUUCCAGUGCAGUGUUUUCUGAGUGUUGUCACCACAGUACCGUGCAGUCUGCUGUUGUCUUGAAAACUCCUCAAUGCCAGAGUUCUCUGACACAAGGGCUCACUGUGACAGUUAUCUAUAAAGACACAGUACAGGCGUCAAAGAGAAAUUCCUUUGGUUCAGAAUGGGUCCAGGCCUUGAAGCCUGCUAAGAAUACCAAAGCCAGAAGAACACUAAAGUUCUCAAAGUCCCUAAACGAUGUGGGUGAGAAGGCCCAGGAUACUUUGGAAAGUUUUGACUAUGUGGAAAGAACUUGUUCUGAAGGAAAAUUAAUACUCCCUCAAGAUCCGUGUCUCAGAAUUAACAGGUUCCAUCAUAAAGAGAAAAGAACACUGAUCCACAAACCUCUUGGCAAUUCCAAACAUUCUUGUGUUUCAUCCCUUUCUGCCAAUUGUUCAACUGCCUCAGAGGUGGGAGCUGGCAAAGGAGGUGCGCACGUCCCGCUGUUGGAUGAGAUAGGAGAUGUUCGGGCUGUGUCCAGAAGCUGGCAGCUGCUUCGCUAUUUGCUGUCCCUGUCCCGUGGCUCGAGCACCGGCAGCCUACACAGGUUCCAUGAACUGGAGAGCUGUGCCACCCACCGGCAUGCCGCCAAGUCCUCCAGUGGGCUGGCCGGGAGCAUGGGCUUCUGCUCUGAUGAAAUGGGAGAUGAUGACGUCUUUGAGGACAGCACAUCUGCAAAACUGAAAAGCAGGGUCCUACGGGCGCCCCUCUGCUCCACAGAAAAGGACAGCGACCUGGAUUGUCCUUCUCCCCUCUCUGAAAAAUGCCCCCCCACCUCCCCUGUGUCCAUAUCAGGGGAUGCCUGCAGGAUCUGCCACUGUGAGGGAGAUGACGAGAGCCCCCUGAUCACCCCCUGCCGCUGCACAGGGAGCCUCCACUUCGUGCACCAGGCCUGUCUGCAGCAGUGGAUCAAGAGCUCUGACACCCGCUGCUGCGAGCUUUGCAAGUACGAGUUCAUCAUGGAGACCAAGCUGAAGCCUCUGAGGAAAUGGGAGAAGCUGCAGAUGACGGCCAGUGAGAAAAGGAAGAUUGGGUGCUCAGUGACAUUCCACAUCAUUGCCAUCACCUGUGUGGUCUGGUCCUUGUAUGUGCUCAUAGACCGCACUGCUGAGGAGAUCAAACAGGGGCAGGCGACAGGAAUCCUAGAGUGGCCCUUUUGGACUAAAUUGGUAGUUGUGGCCAUUGGCUUCACUGGAGGACUUCUUUUUAUGUAUGUUCAGUGCAAAGUAUAUGUGCAAUUAUGGAAGAGACUCAAGGCUUAUAAUAGAGUGAUCUAUGUUCAAAACUGUCCAGAAACAAGCAAAAAGAAUAUUUUUGAGAAAACUGCACUAACAGAGCCCAAUUUUGAAAAUAAAGAUGGACGUGGAAUCUGUCAUUCCGAUGCAAACUCUUGUUGCACAGAGCCUGAAGACACUGGAGCCGAAAUCAUUCACGUUUGAUUGUGUGGAGGGUGUAAUUUUCCUGGGUACCCAUGAAGAGCUGAAGGAAAUUGUUUACUGCCAAUUGUGUACCUUUCUUAUGUCCUUUAAUAGCAUAGCCUGGGCAGGUGACUAUUUUUAGUGGCUUCUCUUUUUCUGAACCCUCCUUAAUGAAUCUCCUCGAAAGCCCUCCCAGGAGCCAGGUGUGGCUGGGUCCCACCUCUGCCGGGCUGCUCUGUGGAAAGGCAAGGUGGAAAACCUCAUGAUGCCAUGAUGGGGAGCCGGCUGGGUUCCUGCUUGUGAUCUUGAGCAGAAGGAGAGAAUAAAACGCCAAACCUAAGGGAAGAGCAGGAGCAAGGGGCACGGGUCCUGAUGUGUGGCCUCUUCCAGCUGCAGCAUCCUAGCCCCCUCAGCCCUAAGGAGAGCCUUUCCAGACACGACCUCCUGCUCACCUCUGCUGAUGCUGACACUGACACCUUAGCUGUCAUGCAGGCGGUGCCUGGUGCUCUGUGCGUGGUGGUGUGUGAUUCACUGAGCAAACAGCACUUUACAGAAGAGAUUCUUUAUUUUGUGAUACCUGUGUCCAGUGGGAUUAACACUUAAAGAGCCUCUCUUUUAGAAAUCUUC
Otolemur garnettii (small-eared galago) is the source of this 2581-nucleotide messenger RNA. It is a transcript of the gene MARCHF8, whose product is annotated as membrane associated ring-CH-type finger 8. Lineage: Eukaryota; Metazoa; Chordata; Mammalia; Primates; Galagidae. Bases 257 to 1975 code for a protein of 572 amino acids. Gene Ontology annotation, biological process: protein polyubiquitination; immune response; antigen processing and presentation of peptide antigen via MHC class II. The record is from RefSeq and is a predicted model, not a curated record. The transcript is spliced from 8 exons. Gene Ontology annotation, cellular component: late endosome membrane; cytoplasm; lysosome. Gene Ontology annotation, molecular function: zinc ion binding; ubiquitin protein ligase activity; MHC protein binding.